AUGGCUUUCGACUGCACCCGCGAAUAUCUCCAGAACACAGCAGAUUCCUACGUUGACCUAAUGGCAACGGGCCAACACGACCGUUUCGAAAACAUCGCCUACACCAUGAAAUACUUCGAAAACAACGUAACCGCCUCACUUCUCAACGGCGUACCCGCCUUCGGUCUAACCAUUGACGCCCACCGCUCCAUCCUCGACACCACACAAUGCAAGACAAUGACCGAGCUCAUCGUCACCGACGCCAAACAUCCAUACGUAAUACACACGCAAAUGACCCUAGACACCUCAGGCAACGUAAACUUGAUCGACAGCAUCGUAACCGACGCAGGCGACUGGGCCUUCAACGCAACCGGCACCUCCUACUGGAACAGCCAAGAAACCUGGAGUCCCAUCCCAGAAUCCACCCGCGACACCCGCGAUACCAUCAAAGCAGCCGGCGAAGCCUACGCCGACCGCUGCAAUGAUGUCUCCAUGCACGUCCCCUUCGGCACGCCCUGCGCUCGUCUCGAAGGCGGUGCGUAUACCGGCCGUGGAAAUCUCUCGGCGAAUACGUGCGAUAUCGGUGGGCUGCCUGAACAUAUCCCGAUGACGAACCGCAAGUAUUCCACCGGGGAUUAG
Messenger RNA from Alternaria triticimaculans, 618 nucleotides. RefSeq lists its product as uncharacterized. The record is from RefSeq and is a predicted model, not a curated record. The transcript is spliced from 2 exons. NCBI's taxonomy places the organism in Eukaryota, Fungi, Ascomycota, Dothideomycetes, Pleosporales, Pleosporaceae. The coding region runs from base 1 to 618 and encodes 205 amino acids.